Messenger RNA from Pteronotus mesoamericanus, 5784 nucleotides. RefSeq names its product zinc finger protein 43-like. The record is from RefSeq and is a predicted model, not a curated record. Gene Ontology annotation, biological process: regulation of DNA-templated transcription. Lineage: Eukaryota; Metazoa; Chordata; Mammalia; Chiroptera; Mormoopidae. Gene Ontology annotation, molecular function: RNA polymerase II cis-regulatory region sequence-specific DNA binding; DNA-binding transcription factor activity, RNA polymerase II-specific.
CAGUUUUUUAUAGACUCUGAAACGGCCGUGGAGUAGCCAAGGUCGCGCGAUUGUUUUUGGUUUCCGUUUUUUCUGGUUGAAACCUGAUUCCUUCAGUCUACAUUCCUAGCAGGAGAAGGCUGAGGUUCACUAUAGAUGUUGAAAUUUCCGUUCCGAACCUCCCGCAGUGGUGAGUCAGGCGUCCUGUGAGACGCUCCGUGUGGACGCUCCACGUUCGUUUCCGGGGAAGCUCUCAGGCCGUCCUGCUUGCGGUCUCUCCGCCUUCAGGGCCGCCGGACAACGCCUGCCCCGUGGUUUUCCUGCUGAAAGCCUUUCCCCUGUGCAGUCCUUCCAUCCCAGACCCUUUAAAGUUUUGGGAGCCGGACUCGGGCCCUGUCGUUAAACCUUUUGAGCCCCGCUGCCUCCCGCCUGCCUUACCUACCUUCCUGCCUGCCUCACCGCCCUUGGUCCAUAGAGAUCGGGUUGCUCCCUGGCUUCAUAAUCUGCACUCCAACCCGCUGAGGACCCCUUCGCCAUUUAGUAAGAGGCCCUAAUCCCAGGAAGAGCGCACUUUCCUUGGGGUGGGACUUAAGAGGGGAAGACACGGGGUUCCCAGAAGAGGUGGCCUGUCCCACGCGGGAGGGGCCGGCUGGAAACACGGCGGAACCAGGCUGUGAUGGGUCCCAGAGCCGGAAUGACGGAGACUGACACGUGAGGGGGAGAAAAGAUUCCUAUUAAAUCACCUGAAAAGUUUUAAGAAAUGACAUCAGCUGUGCCAUCAUCCACAGAGUUGGACAACUGCUCUGGGUGGAGCAUCAUUGUUUAAUGAGGUCCUCCAGGUGACGCAAAGGUGAGCCCAGGGAUUAUCAGGAAAUGCUUUGGGAUGCAUUUCUUUUAAUCCGCACCCAGAGGAUAUGCUUAUUGAUUUUAGAGAGAGAGGAAAAGAGAGAAGAGACAAACAUUAAUGUGAAAGAGAAAGAUCUAUGUGCUCCUUCCUGCAUGGGCCCUGACUGGGGAUCCAAUCCACAACUUGGGUUUCUUUUCCCUGCGAGUGUGGUGGAAGCAGAAAAAGCGGCUGUGCCUUUGAAGGCACAUCGUCAAAAUGCAGAAGUGACUCCUCAGCAUAUCAUCACCUGAGAAAAGAACCCGGAGGAGGACCAGGAGGACAUGGCUCCUUCUAAGAUAUCAUUGACAUUCAGGGAUGUGACAAUAGAUUUCUCUCAGGAGGAGUGGGAGUGCCUGGACCCAGCUCAGCGGAAAUUGUACGUGGAUGUGAUGUUGGAGAACUACAGGAACCUGGUCUUUCUGGCUAUGUCAUCUGAAGACAUCCAGGCCUUGUUGAGAAAUCCAAGAGUAGAAGAUUUAUUCUCUAAAGUAAUAGUGAGAUCGUUGACCUUUGGGGAUGUAUCAGUAGGUUUCUCUCGGGAGGAGUGGGAGUGCCUGGACCCAGCUCAGCGGAAAUUGUACGUGGAUGUGAUGUUGCAGAACUACAGGAACCUGGUCUCCCUGGGUCUUUUUGUCUCUAAGACAGUCCUGGUCACUAUUUUGGAGCAAAUGAAGGAACACUGGAUUGUGAACAGAGAAAAGACAUUAUCUGCCCACCCAGCUGUGUCAUCUGAAGACAACCAGGCCUUGUUGAGAAAGCUAGGGAUGGAAGAUUUAUUACUCUCUAAAGUAAUACUGAGUACAUAUAACGAAGACAGAAGUUAUCAAUGUAAUGAGCAGUGGAAAAAUUAUAACCAUGAGUUUAGUCUUUACAAACAUCAGAAUAUUCAUCUUCCAGAGAACCAUCAUCAAAGCAGAGAAGUCUUUGACAAAAUGUCAAAUCACAAUACACAUCAGGUUAUUCCUCUUGUGGAGAAGACAGACAAACAAAGUAGAUGUGUCCAGUCUUUCAAACAAUCUUUAAAUCACAUUAAACAAGGGAAUAUCGAUACCAUGGAGAUCACUUACAGAUAUUUACCACAUAACAGCAUCUUUAGUCAUAUAUUCAAUGGAAAUAGACUUAAGAAAUUCCAUACUAGAGAAAAGCAAAAAUGUAAAGAUUGUGGUAAAACAUUCAGUUGGCCUUCAGGUCUCAUUCUACAUCAAAAACUUCAUACUGGAAAGAAGUUCUACAAAUGUAAUGCAUGUGGCAAAGCCUUUAAAAGGCAUUCAUGUCAUGCUCCAAAUGAGAGAAGAAUUCUGAAUGGCGAGAAACCUUACAAAUGCAGAGAAUGUGCAAAAGCCCUUUGCCAGUUUUCUACCCAUACUGGACACCAGAGAAUUCACACCGGAGAGAAGCCUUAUAAAUGUAGAGAAUGUGAUAAAGCCUUUAGCAAGUUGUCACACCUUACACGACAUCAGAAAAUUCAUACGGGAGAAAAACCUUAUAAAUGUGAAGAAUGUGGUAAAGCCUUUAGGCAGUCUUCAUACCUUCCUAUACAUCAGAAAGUUCAUACUGGAGAGAAGCCUUAUAAAUGUGAAGAAUGUGGUAAAGCCUUUACAGAGUCAUCGACCCUUACUAAACAUCAGAGAAUUCAUUCUGUAGUGAAGCCUUUUAAAUGCAGAGAAUGUGGUAAAGUCUUCAACCAGUGUUCAUAUCUUACUAUUCAUAAGAUGAUUCAUACUGGAGAGAGGCCUUAUAAAUGUAGAGAAUGUGGUAAAGCCUUUAGAACAUCUUCAACUCUUACUAAACAUAAGAAAAUUCAUACUGGAGAGAAGCCUUACCAAUGUAGAGAAUGUGGUAAAGCCUUUAGCCUGUACUCGUACCUUAUACGACAUCAGAAAAUUCAUACUGGAGAGAGGCCUCAUAAAUGUAUAGAAUGUGGUAAAGCCUUCAGAACAUCCUCAACCCUUGCUAAACAUAAGAAAAUUCAUGCUGGAGAGAAGGCUUAUCAAUGUAGAGAAUGUGGUAAAGCCUUUAGCCAGUUCUCAAACCUUAUACAACAUCAGAAAAUUCAUACUGGCGAGAGGCCUUAUCAAUGUAUAGAAUGUGGUAAAGCCUUUAGAAUGUCCUCAACUCUUAAUAAACAUAAGAAAAUUCAUACUGGAGAGAAGCCUUAUAAAUGUACAGAAUGUGAUAAAGCUUUUAGCAUGUUGUCAAACCUUACACAGCAUCAGAAAAUUCAUACUGAUGAGAAGGCUUAUCAAUGUAGAGAAUGUGGUAAAGCCUUUAUCCUGUACUCGUACCUUAUACAACAUCAGAAAAUUCAUACUGGAGAAAAACCUUAUAAAUGUACGGAAUGUGGUAAAGCCUUUAGAACGUCUUCAACCUUUAGUAAACAUCAGAAAACUCAUACUGGAGAGAAGCCUCAUAAAUGUACAGAAUGUGAUAAAGCCUUUAGCACGGCGGCAUACCUUAAACAGCAUCUGAAAGCUCAUACUGGUGAGAAGCCUUAUAAAUGUAGAGAAUGUGGUAAAGCCUUUAGCCACUCUUCAUCCCUUACUAAACAUCAGAAGAUUCAUACUGGAGAGAAAGCUUAUCAAUGUAGAAAAUGUGGUAAAGCCUUUAGCCAUUCCUCAAACCUUAAACAACAUCAGAAAGUUCAUACUGGAGAGAAGCCUUAUAAAUGUAGAGAAUGUGGUAAAGCCCUUAGCCGUUCCUCAACCUUUAUUGAACAUCAGAACCUUCACACUGGAGAGAAGCCUUAUCAAUGUAGAGAAUGUGGUAAAGUCUUUAGUCAUUCUUCAUCCCUUAUUAAACAUCAGAAAAUUCAUACAAAUGGCUAUAAAUGUAGAGGAUGUGGCAAAGUCUAGGCAUUCCAGUCACUUUCUCAACAUCAGAACCUUCAUACUGGAGAGAAGCCUUAUCAAUGUAGAGAAUGUGGUAAAGACUUUUGCCUGUUUUCAGACCUUAUACAACAUCAGAAAAUUUAUACCUUUCAGAAGCCUUAUAGAUGUAAAGGAUCUGGCAAUGCCUUAAGUUGGUCCACCACUGCUAGUGAACAUAAAGAGGUCAUACUGUAAAAAAGUGUUAUUCAUGUAGAGAAUGUGUAAGUCAUUUAUGCAGCUCUCAAAUCUUACUCAACCUCAAAAAAUUCAUAUUGGUGUAAGGAUUUAUUUGCGUAGAAAAUGUGGCAAGGCCUUAAACUGGUGUUUAAACCUUGUUAGAUAUCCAAAAGUAUAUUGGACAAAAAUUUUCCAUAUGUAACAAUUGUAAAGUUUUUAACAGCACCGAAAACUCACUCAGCAUCACAGAAUUUAUGAGAUUGGAGAGAAGCCUUAGGAAUAGGUAAAAUGCAGGAAAUACAUUAAAAUACCAAAAAAAAUUCAUAUUAAAAAGAAAUCUACAGAUGUAAGGAAUGUGAUAAAGCCUUUUCUUUGCUGUGAAUCCUUACUAGAUUUUGUAUAAUUCAUUCUUAAGUAAAGUUUUACAAAUGUGGAAAAGCCAUUAACUGCCACUCAUUAAUUACUAAAUGUCAGAAUUUAUAAAGGAGAUAGAUGUUACAAAUGUAGAUAAUAUGACAAAGCCUUUAUUUGGUUCUCAGAACUUACUCAUCAGAUCAUUGUUGAGAGAAAUCUUGGAGUUGUACAAAGUGUGGGAAAGCAUUUUUAUUGGCAUUUGUACUUUUCUAAACAUCAGAUAAAGCAUUGACAGAAGAUUUACAAAUGUGGAAAAUGUGACAAAACUUUUCAUUACUGUUGCUAUUUUAUAUGACAUAAGACAGAUCACAGUGGAGAGAAGUCUUACAACUGUAGACCAUGAGGCAGAACUUUAAAAUGGCAUUUGUAUCUUACUCUACAUGAGAGAUGAAUUCAUACCAGGGAGAAAUCUUGCAAGUAUGAAGAACAUAACAAAUCCUCUAAGAGCACUAAGCACUUACUGUCAUAGAAUUUAUACUGGAUAGGAAGCCAUGUAAAUGUAGAUAAGGUGUCAAAGGUUAUUUCCAGUCCUCAACUUCUAGUGACCAUCAAUGUUAUACUGGGGGAAAGCCGUAUAAUUAUGAACUAUGUGCAAUACCUUUAAUUACUCUUCAGAACUUACUUGAAAUCAGCUUAUUCAUACUGGAGUGAAACCUUACAAAUGUAGUGUAGGAGACACAAGUUUUAAUUAUCACAGAUCUCUUACUGAACAUGAAAGAAUAUAUACUUGAAGGAAAACCAUACAAAUACAGAGAAUGUGGAUAAGGUUUUAACCAUGAUUCAAAACAUCCCACAUUGGAGAAUUCAUGCUAAAGAAACACAAAAAUAUAAAGAAUUGGAAAAUAAUGUUCACCAUUGCUCGAGCCUCAUUCAACAUUAGAGAAUUUACUUUGAAGAGAAGCCUUACAGAUAUAUCAAACUUAGUGAAAUUCUUAAUCCUCAUUCAUACCUGCUCAACAUCCUAUUCAUACUGGAGAAAAGCCUAAAAGAUAUAAAAAAUGUGGAAAAGCUCUAACGAAUACUCAAACUCUAUUCAACAUCAGAAUUCAUUCUAAAGAGAAAAUAUGAAUGAAAAGAAUGUUUAAAACUUUUUUUCCACAUUAAUGGCAUAUUUGAUAUGAGAAUUUAUACUAAAUGUAAAUCUUAAAGGUCUGUGAACUCUUGUAAAUUAUACUUUCACUCAUCUACUUUUCCAUAGAAGACUGAGGACAUAAUAAUCCACAAUAUAUAAAGAAAAUCUUAAUGGAGAUGCUGCUGUGUGUGGUUGAUUUAUAACUUUGUUGCAUGAGAGCAUAUUUUUUGCAUAAGGAAGAAACAUUAAGCCCUGGCCGGGUAGCUCAGUUUGUUAAAGCAUCUUCCUGAUACACAAGAUCACAAGUGUGAUCCCCGUUCAGGGCACAUAGAAGAGGAAACAAUGAAUGCACAAAUAAGUAACAACAAAUUGAUGUAUGUUUCUUCCCC